Molecule: messenger RNA, 605 nt
Organism: Lactuca sativa (garden lettuce)
Lineage: Eukaryota; Viridiplantae; Streptophyta; Magnoliopsida; Asterales; Asteraceae
Source: RefSeq, a predicted model, not a curated record
CUCUCUCCGUUUUGUUUCGUAGCCUUAUCAUAUUAUUCAUGGGCAUGUGUAAGUAAAUUUCCAACUUUAACUAAUAUUGAUGUAAGAUGUUUGAUCCAAUGUUGUGUUAGUUCAGUUGAAUAUGUUGGAGGAAGGACUUGUGAAUCACCCAGUUGUGGGAUUUGGAGAAUCUGGUCGCAAAGCAAGUGAAAUGAGGAUUCUAUUGGCAAGAAUUGAAGAAUCUGAGUCAUUUGCACCUUCUGUGGGUGAACUUCAACGCAUAGAAUGUUUGAGAUCUUUGAGGGAGAUUGCCAUUGCACUUGCAGAGAGGCCAGCUCGUGGUGAUUUAACUGGUGAAGUAUGUCAUUGGGCAGAUGGGUAUCAUUUGAAUGUCAGAUUAUAUGAGAAACUUCUUUCCAGCAUUUUUGAUGUUCUAGAUGAGGGGAAACUAACUGAGGUAUGUAAAUUUUAUAUCCAAUGUUAAGCAUGAUUUUGUUAUAAAUUGAUUAAAUUCCCUCCCUCCACCUGUACCCUUACAAACCAUGGUAGCAUGAUUAACAUUAAACUUCUAAUGUUGUAUUUACUAGUGGAGUUAAAUGCAAGAAGUGGCAACAUUAUUGCGUAGC